GACCUCUUAAGGGUUAAACUCACUUCCUGGUACUGCUGGCCUGUUGCUGGGAUACAAAGAAUGCUUGGUUUUGCUGAGUCCUACACGCUCGCUGAGAUUUCAAACAGAAAAGACUGCGGGAAGGUCACCCCACUAUGCCAUUCAUCAAAACACCUCCAAAAGCUCCUCCACGCUCAACACUGCUGGAGAAUAGGUCCAAAAAAUGUGGCCCGCGUGUCACUGUGUACUCUGUCAAUGGAGACGAAUACACUGGGGAGUGGCUGGACAACAAGAAGCACGGGUGGGGCACGCAGGUGUGGAAGAAGUUAGGCAGCAUUUAUAACGGAGAAUGGAAGUGUGGAAAGCGUGACGGAUACGGCACCUAUAGUGUAGCCAACACAAAGGUGUACGCCAAGAAGUACUGUGGUGAAUGGAGGAAUGGGAUGAAGCACGGGCAUGGUGCAUACUUUUAUGAUAACUCUGCAGUGUACGAAGGCGAGUGGAGUGAGGACCGGCGCGGUGGUUGGGGAAGAAUGCUCUUUAACUGUGGAGACGUCUACGAAGGAGAGUGGAUGAAGGAUAAAGAACACGGCCGGGGUGUCCUUCAAUAUGCAAAUGGAAACUGGUACGAAGGUUCCUGGAAAGAAGGCAAGAAAAGCGGGCGAGGGAAAUUCUACUACCACGACAAAGCUCAGCUUUAUGAAGGCCUUUGGGUCCGAGGCGAAGCGAAAUGUGGGACUUUGUCGGAUUUUGGGCGAGACGACGCACCGACACCCGCCAAGUGUCCCAUCCCGGAGGUAAAACUAAAGGAUGUGAAGACAGUUUUACAAACAGCUCAGUUGGCACACCUUGAUCCUACAUGCUAAAGUGGCCCUACUGCUCAGUGGCCUAGUGGUUAGAGUGUCCGCCCUGAGGUGGGUAGGUUGUGAGUUCAAACCCCGGCCGAGUCAUGCCAAAGACUAUAAAAAUAGGACCCAUUAUCUCCCUGCUUGGCGCUCAGCAUCAAGGGUUGGAAUUGGGGGUUAAAUCACCAAAAAUGAUUCCCGGGCGUGGCCACUGCUGCUGCUCACUGCUCCCCUCACCUCCCAGGGGGUGAGGGCAAUGGGUCAAAUGCAGAGGAUAAUCUUACCACACCUAGUGUGUGUGUGACAAUCAUUGGUACUCUAACUUUAAACAAAAAAAGUACAGUACAAGCAUGUGAUUUGAACUUAAUGAAAAAGACUGAAA
Messenger RNA from Entelurus aequoreus (snake pipefish), 1206 nucleotides. Its product is annotated as MORN repeat-containing protein 3-like. The transcript is spliced from 6 exons. NCBI's taxonomy places the organism in Eukaryota, Metazoa, Chordata, Actinopteri, Syngnathiformes, Syngnathidae. The coding region runs from base 135 to 845 and encodes 236 amino acids. The record is from RefSeq and is a predicted model, not a curated record.